This is a messenger RNA of Bombina bombina (fire-bellied toad), 27284 nucleotides long. RefSeq names its product spectrin repeat containing nuclear envelope protein 1 (gene SYNE1). Gene Ontology annotation, cellular component: membrane. NCBI's taxonomy places the organism in Eukaryota, Metazoa, Chordata, Amphibia, Anura, Bombinatoridae. The record is from RefSeq and is a predicted model, not a curated record. Gene Ontology annotation, molecular function: protein binding.
CCUACAUGUGCUACAGUCAUGGAUGUGAAGAUACCUACAGCAUGAUACGGCACAAUAUGGAGUAUUGUAUUUAGGAAUUUAAUGUAAAGCAAAAGACUCAGAUGAGGACUAUUACUGAUGGCUUGGUAUAAACAAACUGAUAACAGGAAGCUGACCUCAGUUAAUUUGGUAACUGGAUUUUUUCAGUAUCUCCGUGAUGAACAAGAGGCAGUCCAAAAGAGAACAUUUACAAAAUGGAUCAACUCCCAUUUGGCUAAGCGCAAUCCUCAACUGAUGAUAAAUGACCUAUUUGAAGAUAUAAAAGAUGGAACCAAGUUGAUUGCCUUGCUAGAAAUCUUGUCUGGGCAAAAGCUGCCAUGUGAAAAAGGGAGGCAGAUGAAGCGCAUUCAUUGGGUGGCCAACAUCGGGGCAGCACUUAAAUUUUUGGAAGGAAGACGGAUUAAACUUGUGAACAUAAACUCAACAGACAUCGCUGAUGGGAGGCCUUCGAUUGUGCUUGGAUUAAUAUGGACAAUAAUUCUAUAUUUUCAGAUUGAAGAAUUAACAAGCAAUCUCCCACAGCUGCAGUCACUGUCUAGCAGCACAUCUUCUGUGGACAGUGUAGCGGGCUCAGAUAUUACAAGUCCCCCAAACAAAAGAAAAGUUGUCAAUAAAAUCCAAGGAAGUGCCAAGAAAGCACUACUUAGAUGGGUGCAGUACACAGCAGCCAAACGACUUGGAAUUGAAGUAAAAGAUUUUGGGCCUAGCUGGAGAAAUGGUAUUGCCUUUCAUGCAAUGAUACAUGCGAUUCGUCCCGAACUUGUGGACAUGGACAGGCUGAAAGGAAGAACAAAUCGUGAAAAUCUUGAAGCGGCUUUUUCAAUUGCAGAGACUGAAUUGGGUAUUCCAAGGCUGCUAGACCCUGAAGAUGUGGAUGUCGACAAACCUGAUGAAAAAUCAAUUAUGACCUACGUAGCACAGUUCCUCAAACUCUAUCCUGACCCUCAUAAUGGAGCUGAUGGAAGAGAUGAUGAUAGAGAACCAAAAAUUUGCUCACGGGACUUGAAGGUUUGGAUCGAGCAGUUUGAGAGAGACAUGACCCGAGCACAAAUGGUAGAAAACAGUUUGCAGGAAAAAUAUCAGUUAUUUAAGCAGUACAGGGUGCAAUGACUCAAAAGGCAACGCAUUGAAACAGCCAUCCAGCCAUUGGGAAAAGAUGGAAAAUUAUCUUUGGACCAAACAAUGGUAAAACAAGCCUGGGAUAAAGUCUCAGCAAGGAUUCUUGAUUGGCAUAUGCAGAUUGAUAAAUCCCUUCCAGCCCCAUUGGGAACCAUAGGCUCUUGGCUAUACAGAGCAGAGCUUGCGCUCAGGGAGAAGAUAAUUAUCCAGCAAGCUCACGAGGAAACCGGCAAAUCUCAUACCACCGAAAGAUAGAAGCAACAUAAGGAUAUACUAAAAAACCUGGAUGGUUAUAAAAAAGCAUUUCAAGAGAUCCAUCGUUCUCGAUCUGUCAACGGAGUCCCUAUUCCUAUAGAGCAGCUGGAAGAUAUGGCAGAGAGGUUCAGUUUUGUUGCGUCAUCUUCUCAAAUUCAUGUGAUAAAACUGGAAUUUAUGGAAUUAAAAUACCGUCUGUUAGCACUUUUGGUCCUGGCCGAAUCUAAACUGAAAUCAUGGAUCAUCAAGUAUGGAAGAAGAGAAUCUGUUGAGUUACUUUUGCAAAAUUACAUUUCUUUUAUUGAUGGAAACAGACUCUUUGAGCAAUAUGAUAUCACCAGCCAAUCACUCAAGCAAGCUGCAGAGAUGUAUUUGAAAGCUGAUGGCUCAGCAGAGGAAAUUGAACAUGUGACAAAAUUUUUGAAUGAGACAUCAUUACAGUGGAAAAACCUCUCCGUGGAGGUGAGAAGCGUCAGGAGCAUGUUAGAGGAAGUCAUCACUAACUGGGAUAAAUACAGCAAUACAGUCGCCAACCUGCAAGCCUGGCUGGAAGAUGCAGAAAAAAUGUUAGAUCAACCUGAACAUGCCAAAAAGGAUUUUUUCAGGCAUUUACCUCACUUGAUUCAGCAACACUCAUUUAUGAAUGAUGCUGGAAAUUUCCUCAUUGAGACAUGUGACGAUACAGUCUCAAAAGACAUUAAACAGCAGCUGUUGUUGCUCAAUGGGAGAUGGAGAGAGCUCUUUAUGGAAGUUAAACACUAUGCCCGAGAUGAUGAGUAUGAAAGAGCAAAGAAGGAUUACGCGGAGGGAUUGAUAGCACUGGCGGCUUUUGCAGAAGGAGGAAAUGAGAGAAUUUCUGUGUCUUUGGAAGUGUCAUUUCUAAAUGUCAAGAUGUUUGUCCAAGAUCUAGAGGAUAUUAAACAUAAAAUGCCUGUAAUUGAAGCCCAAUAUAAAUCAGUUACAAGAAUGGCUCAGCUCCUUACUAAGGAAUCUCCUCAGGCGGAAGCAAAUGAAAUGCUUGCUGCUGUCUCAAGGAUUAAGGAUCAACUAAACAAAAUACGGGAACGCUCUCCUCCCCUGCUUUACGAAUCUCAGCAGCUGCUUACACCGCUUGGAGAAUUUGAAAGCCAUUUGACCAUUUUUUAUGAAUCUUUUGAAAUACUCACUGAAAUUAUCGCAGUAGCAGACAUGGACAUACAGUCUGCUUCUUCUUUCAAACAGAAGCAGCGGGAGUUAAUAACUCACCAGGAAAAUUGUAGAAAAUCUUUGACAAUGAUAGAGAAAAAAGGCCAGGUCAUUUCCAAGGCCCUGUCAAUGAGUAAAUCCCUUCAUCAUUUUGACCUCUCCAUCCUGCAGAAGAAACUGAUAGACGCGCAAGCUGCCUUUCAGAACUUGAUAAAGAAGAUAGCAGAAUGGAGGAAAAUGGUAGAUACUAAUAAUACUAUGAUGAAGAGAUUCGAAGAAUCCAGGGCAGAACUGGAGAAAGUUCUCAAGAUGGCCGAAACCUACUUCAAAGAGAAGGGAAACCCAGAAGAUUUGUUAAAGAAACACACAGAUUUCUUUGGCCAGUUAGAUCAGAAGGUGCUUAAUACGUUUUUGAAAGCUUGUGAUGAGCUGACAGAUAUCCUUCCUGAACAAGAACAACAACCACUACAAGAAACCGUAAGGAAACUUCACAAACAGUGGAAGGACUUUCAGAGCGAAGCCCCCUACCAUUUGCUUCAUCUAAAAAUUGAACUGGAAAAAACCCGGAUAUUAACAACAGUUGAAGACGGCAAAGGGGAAUUGGCUCGAGAGAACAGAUUGCUUCCUGUGGAAGGCAGUGAAAAGAUUAUUAAAGAACAUAGGGCUUUCUUUACUGAAAAAGGAUUCUUUCAAUUGUGUGAAAAAAGGUUACGCUUAAUUGAAGAACUUUGCUUAAAAUUACAAGACAAAGAUCCUAUAAGAGGAGUGUUUGAAAUGACCACAAAGGCCGUGAAAGAACUGAAAGCUCAGAUUGAUGGCACUCAUUUGAAACUGAUGGAGCACCCUGACAAAUGGCGAGACUUUAGGAGCAGGUUUACUCAGUUAUCAGAAUGGGUGUUUGCAAAGGAUAAGCAAUUAAAGCAAAUACAAAACAAUGCUACAGAUGCUGCUAAAUAUGAAAAGUUAAAAACUUCAGUUCAGGAAAUUGGGCAAGAAGUGAACAAAGAAGAGGGUUCCCUAAACUAUCUGAAAUCCCGGCUGAGUGCACUAACUGAGGUGUCAUCAGAGGCUGAAGUGAAGACGCAGAGCAGUGAGCUCAGCAGACUGUCUACCAGUUUUAAAGCGAUACUUGAAUUACUUAAUGAGAUCGAAAAACUUUUGGGCACUCUUGGUGAUUGUGUACAGUAUAAAGAAAAUGUAGAGCAUGCACUUAAUGAGUUAAUAACGAAUGCCAAAGAUGCUGAGUCGGAAGCUGAAAAGGUAUUAGAAACAGAAAGCUUUGCAGAAGCGCAGAAGUUACUUCUUCAUUACCAGCAAAAUAUAAGGAAGAUACAUUUAAAAAAACAGGAUAUUCAACAACAGAUUGUUCAGGCUAAACAGCUUCAGGUUGAUAAAGGUUUGUCUGGUCCAGUGCUGGAGGAAAUGGAAAAAUUGGAAGUUGAAAUAGAGAGAGUGGAGGAGAAAAUGGUAAAAAAAAAUGAACAGUUGCAGGUCACAAUAAAUCAGUGGGGAGAGAUUGAAUCUGGCAAGGAAAAUAUUACACAGCAUCUCAAGCAGAUGGGUUCCAUACAUGAACGUACCUUGACCUUCAGCACACUAGAGAGCUUGGCUUCUGAACUUCAACAAACAAAGGAUAUUUAUAAUGAAAAUGAAUCUAAAGACAUUCAAGCAGACACCUUAGUGAAGAAAGCAUCCGACAUACAGCUUGGAACAAAGAGCAAGGAAAUACUUCAACAGCAAACUAAGUCCAUUCAAGAGAAAGUGAAGCAAGUUAAAGAAUCUCUUACUGAAAACAUUGACACAAUAGAAAGAGUGAAGAAAAAUUGGGAGGAAUUUGAUAGAGAUUUUGAAACUCAUACUAACUGGAUUUCAGAAAAAGAAAAGGAACUAAGUGAUAUAGAGUACUCCUCUAAAGGAGUGGAAACCAAAGUUAAACUUAUUCAGGAAAUACUUAAGGGACUAGAGAGUAAAAGCAAUGUUUUGGCAGAUCUUGAAGGAAAGAGCCAGGCUUUUUCCCAAUUUAUUAACUCAGGUGAAAGUGCUCGUAACAGAGCUAAGCUUUCACAAUUGAGCAAGAACUGGGAAGGGCUAAAAGACCAUGCGCACAAUCUGGAAGAAAGUGUCAUGGGAAUAGCUAUACAACAGCAGAAGUAUGAGGAAACAUUCAGACAGGUGCAGAAAUCUUUGUCGGAGAUUGAAGCCGCGCUGGCAUGUCCUAUAACUAAUUGCUCGUCUUCUGCCCAAACAUACAGUGCUCUUUAUGCGCAUCAGGAUCUGUGUCAGGCUGCUGAAACAUUGAAGAACAGCAUCCAGACUCUCACAGCCAGUGCUCGAAAGCUAAAACCAAAAGAUGACUCUAUGCAAGAGACUUCAAGCUUGCAGUUACAAUACGAAGCAACAUUAACUCAAGCUAAAGAAAAAUGUACAAUGCUUGAACGACUGCUAACCCAGUGGCAAAGGCAUGAGAAGGAAUAUUCCGCCAUUACAAAUUGGCUUGAUAGUACAGAAAGCUUGUUCAGCUCAAAAGAAGACCAGUUGCCCGCUGUUAGGUUAAAACUGGAAGCAGAAUUACUGUUAAUAAAGGAUGUUCAAUCUGAGUUUUUGGCCUUAACACAGAGAUACACAGAGCUCCUGCAGAUAAGUGAAUCUUUAUAUCCUACGUCUUCAGAAGACAAAGUGGAAGAAAUGAAAAAGAAUUUAGAAAAGUUGUCCCAAAGAUGGAAUGAUUUACCAAAGAUAAUUACAAAUAGGAUUGAUAUUAUGGAAUCUGCUCUCAGUGAUCAUCAGGCAUUUGACAAUAUGUUGCUUGAAUUUUCUCUCUGGAUCAAGCAAUUCCUCAAAGACCUUCAGGAUACCGCUGAGAUUAUCACAACUGACCAUCAAACUGCUCAAGUUUCCAAUAUGAGUCAUGUCACUGAAGUGGAAAGACAAACGAAGGAAAUGCAAACCCUGAAGGAACAUCUUGAAAAACUAUGUUCAUUCACUAAACCAGAUGAACAUUCUGUAUUGCGGGGAAGGGUAGGAGACUUUAUACAGCUGUUUGAAGAAGCAACUGAGAUUACUGAUCGACGAAAAGAAUGUCUAUCAAAGUUGGGGGAGUUUCUCAAAAUUUAUAUUGACUCAUUGGAUGUUCUCCAUCAUGUAAAGGAAACUAUGGAGGCUACAGAGGGCAUGGACAAAGAAAACUCUGAAUCACUCCUAUCUGAGAUAAAUGUUCUUGAAGAAAAAACGGAAACACUAGCAAGCUUGUCCAUCGGUUUGGAUACAGCGAUUACCAAAGCCCAAUAUCAUUUAAGAAGUGGAAUUUCCGAGCAAAGAACCUCAUGCAGAGCACUAUCUGAUAACUUGAAUUUGGAACUGGAGACAAUUCGAACACUACUGGGUACAAAACAGAGUGAAGCAGAUGCACUGGGAGCUUUGUGGAAAUCAUUUGUUGAUUGCAAAGAGAAACUUCUAAAAAGCAUUGAAGACAUUGAAGAGAAGGCAGAUAAUGUGGAAAUGAAAGAACCAACGUUACAGGCACUCCAGCAAAGACUUAAAUUUUUCAAUGAAUUGGAUGAUGAAAUGAACUCCUAUCAGCAUGAAAGACAGUGGCUUAUCGACAAGGCAAAGCAGAUAGCACAAAAGGAUUUAACAAUGGCAGCUGACGCAGACAAAGAGUUAAAUGGAUUAAAAAUGACAUGGGAUGAUACUUCAAAAUUAAUACAUGAAAGCCAAGAGCAAUGCCAGAUCCUUCUUGACCUAAUGAAAGAAUUUCAUCAUCUGAAAUCCAACUUAACUAAAAUUGUAGAAAAUGCAGAAAAUAUGAUCACUAUUAAAUCAACGUUGAAAGAUCAAGAAGAUAUUCGGCGUACAAUAGCCAAGCAUGAAUCUGCUAAGAAUGAAUUUGGUGAUAAUCAAGCAGAACUUGAUGAGUUUACCAACAAAGGCAAACACUUGCUGGUGGAGCUGAAGAGGGUUCAUUGCAGCAAUUCACAAGCAGUAAAAGAAGAUAUGGACUUCACUGUGGAUCGAUGGCUUGAUGUGCUGGAGAGAAUAGAUGAUAACUUGGAAAGGCUUAGUGUGAGUCUGGCAUUGUGGGAAGAUGUGUUGAACAUCAGUGAUGAAAUUGAUGGCUGGUCCAGCAGCUCCAUUUCACAAAUGAAUGAAAGCAUCACCAACCUGAACAACAGCCAAAAUCUGAAAGACCGUCUUGAAGAAUUUCAGUCUGAAGUUAUGAACAAAGGCCACAAGUUAGAAGAAUUUCACUCAAAAGUUUAUGAGCUGAAGGAUUUGAACAACAGUCAGGAGCCCCCGUCAGAACUUCAGUUUAUGGAAGCGGAAUUACGUCAGAAACUGGAACAUGCAAAAGAGGUUUCCCAGCUUGCUAAAGGAACACUGAACGAUUUCAGCGCUCAGAAGAUGCAGUUAGAAACGUUUAUUGAACAGAUGACAAACUGGUUGAGUAAAGCUGAAGAGUCUAUAGAAAAGUACACGUGCAGUCAGGAACCCGAAGACAUAAAACAAUUGAAGGACAUACAGAAAGAACUGCAGAGCCAGCAAUCCAGCAUUGAUGCCACACAAGAAAACCUCAACAGCCUUUGUCGCAAGUAUCGCUCUGCUGAGCUUGAAGCCAUUGGAGAAGCCGUGACAGCUCUGAUAAAGAAAUACGAAGCAGUGAAUCACCUGUGCUUUAAAACUCAAGCUGGUUUGCAAGACAAAUUGGAAAAACACUUAAGUGAAAUCCUACAUGAUUUUCAUGAAUGGUUUGCAAAGGUCAAAGAAAUUGCCAGAGAAUCAUCUGACCUUUCAGGAGACAGCAAGACACUGGAAGGAAAACUGCAGCAUUUCCAGAAUGUACUGGAGUCAUUCAGCGAGGGUCAAGAAAAAUUACACACUGCCUUUGAAGAAGGAGAUAAAGUCCAUCAUUAUUUGCCGAAAGCUGUUACAAACAGUAUCCAGGAGCAGGUCUCUAAUGCUGAGAAGGAGUUUCAGAGCUUUAAAAAACAGUUUCUAAGAGACAAGCAAGCCCUUGAGGACUGCCUCCUGGAGCUUGGCAGCUUUGAAGAACAGCACAAGAGACUAAGCUUGUGGAUUCAUGAUCUGGAAGAAAGAAUAAGCACAGAAACCCUUGGGGAGAGCAAACAGCAUAUUCCUGAAAAGAAAACUGAGAUGCAUAAAGUAGGGAUGUUCCUGGAAGAGCUUCUAGCUGCAAGAGAAUCGUUUGACAAACUUUCACAAAGAGCUCAAGCUUUGAAUAAAGAACGCUGUGGUGAUGGGCAAGAAGUGCGUCAAUCUUCUCAACUUCUUACAACCUAUCAAAAUCUGGUGAAAACAAUGAAAGAAAAGCUCAGAGUCUGCCAGGUGGCGCUCCAGGAUCAUCAGAUAUUUGAAGAGGCUUUGCAGAGUGUUUGGUCUUGGUUGAAAGAUGUACAGGACAAGCUCGCUACUACUGAAAGCACAGUUGGCGAUAAAAUUUCUCUGGAAAAACGUCUUUUACAAGUCCAGGAGCUCAUAUUAGCUAAAGGGGAAGGUGAAGUCAAAUUGAAUUUAGCCAUCGGUAAGGGAGAGCAAGCUCUUAAAACUAGCAACAAAGAUGGUCAGAUGGUAAUUCAGAUGCAGAUACAAACUCUAAAGGAUGUGUGGGGAACUGUCAACAGCACAGCUACUAGGUGCCUCAGUGGUUUAGAGGCAGUGAUUAACCAGUGGAAUGAGCAUCUUGAGAGAAAACAUCAGCUAGAGCAAUGGUUGGAAGCAGUAGAUCGCAAAGUGGAACAGCCUAUCGAGAAGCAAAAUGGCCUGAAAGAGAAAUUCAUUCUACUAGACAACAUACAGGCAGUUAUAUCUGAUAUUGAGGAUCACUCCACCACACUGCAUCAUCUGAUCGAAAAGGGAAAGGAUCUGCACCAGAAGACAGAGCACGUUUCCUUCUCUGAAGAGUCUCAGAGUGAGCUACGGACGCAUUUUAAUGACAUCAUGACUGUGGCCAAGGAGAAAAUGAGGAAGAUUGAAGACAUUGUGAAAGAUCACCUUAUGUACCUUGAUGCAGUGCACGAGUUCUCUGAUUGGAUGCACUCAGCAAAAGAGGAACUUCACCGCUGGUCUGAUGCAUCGGGAGAUGUGGCUUCAAUACAGAAGAAAAUAAGCAAAAUAAAGGAGCUGAUGGAUUCCAGACAAACUGGAGCUGAACGCCUAAACAGAAUUGAGGCACUGGUUCCUGCAGUAAAGCAGGACACCACGGCCAGUGGUUGUGAACAGAUGGAUGCCGAGAUCCAUGGCUAUCAGGCAGACUGGAAACAGUGGGAAGACAACAUAUGUCAGAGCCAAAGUAGUCUGGACAGUCUUUUGAAUCAAAUGGCAAUCUCAGAGCAAGAAUACAGCGCACAAGUGUCUAAGCUGGAAAGUGAUAUGCAGGACUUUAGCAGACUGCUUGAGAAAUGGGCAAAGAGGAUGAUGCAAGGGGAAGGCAAGAACACAGACAAAGAAAUGAUUGAAUAUUGGCACCAGCAGAAGGAGGCUUUCAGUGCCCUCUCUGAAGCAGAGCACAUCACUGAUGACCUGAAGGCCCAACUGAAUAACCUUUGUCGAUUUUCCAAAGAUUUGAGUGUAUAUUCGAUGAAAGUGUCUACUUUGAUCAAGGAUUACAACAGUCUUUGUUUACAAGCCUCAAAGGGCUGUCAAAAUAAAGAGCAAGUCUUACAGCAAAGAUUCCAGACAGCUUUCCGAGAUUUCCAACAAUGGAUUGUAAAUGCUAAAGUUACAACCGCGAAGUGCUUUGACAUUCCACAGAGCAUAGCUGAAGCUUCGGAGAGUGUGCAGAAAAUACAGGAAUUCCUUUCUGAAAGUGAAAAUGGACAGCAGAAACUCAAUGUAGUUACUUCAAGAGGUGAACUUUUGAGCAAUAUUUUGCCAGAGGAAAAAGUUAAAACUAUACAACAGAAAGUAAUUACUGCAAAAGAUGAUUGGAAAAACUUCAUCUCAUCUCUGCAUCAAAAAGAAUCCAAUUUAGAGAACUUAAAGGUCCAGAUGAAAGACUUUGAGACAAGCGCUGAGCCACUUCAGGACUGGCUUAGCAAUACAGAGAGAGUUGUGCAAGACAGCAAUAAUCGUCUUCAUGACUUACCUUCUAAGAGGAAAGAACAGCAGAAGCUACAGUCUAUCCUGGAUGAAAUCGGCUGUCAUGAGCCCCAGAUCACCAGACUUAAAGACAAAGCUCAGCAGCUGAGGGAAGGACAGUCUACCAGCAAAAGCUUUGUGCACAGAGUGUCUCAGCUGUCUUCUCAAUAUCUAGCAUUAAGCAAUCUUACCAAGGAAAAAAUGUCAAGAAUGGACCGGAUCGUAGCAGAGCACCAACAGUUUUCUCAAGGUCUGAUUGAGCUCCAGGACUGGAUAACAGACACCAUUCACAUGCUUCAGUCUUAUUGUCACCCCACGGCUGAUAAAAUUGUAUUGGACAGCAGGAUGUCUAAAUUAGAGCCGUUAUUGCUUAUGAAGCAAGAGAAGGAAAUUCAGAUGAAGAUGAUAUUAACUCGAGGUGAAUCUGUGUUAAGAAAUACAUCGCCUGAAGGUGCACCUGCUAUUCAGAAACAGCUGCAGGAGCUAAAAGACACCUGGGCCGUAAUGCUGUCCGCUUGUAUACAAUGUAAAAGUCAACUUGAAGGAGCCCUUUCUAAAUGGACCAGCUACCAAGAUGAUGUCAGGCAGUUUUCCACUUGGAUGGAGGGUGUGGAAGAGAAGCUGAAUACUUCAGAAAAACAGUAUACUGUACUAAGAGAUAAAACUGCCGCACAAAGUAAAGCUAAGCUACUAAAUGAAGAAGUGCUGAGCCAUGGCCGCCUGUUAGCGACUAUAGAGAUGAAAGGAUCUAGCAUGACUGAACAUUACGUCACCCAAUUGGAGCUGCAGGAUCUUCAGGAACGUUACAGCUCCCUUAAGGAAAAGACAAAGGAAGCAAUUUUGAAGCUGGAAAAAAUAGUAAAAGACCAUCAAGAUUAUCAACAAGGGCUUAAAGGUUUUGAAGAAUGGCUGCAACAAGAGACUGAGAAGUUAGAUUGCUCAAUGCAUCUUGAUGGAGAUACACAGAUGUAUGAAAAUACUCUCUUAGACUUGCAGGAGUUGCAGGUGCGCUGUGCAGAAGGACAGGCCUUGCUUAACUCUACACUCCACAUAAGGGAAGAAGUCAUUCCAUGGGGUAUUCCUCACACUGAGGACCGUGAGCUUGAGUCUCUGAAGCAAGAUUGGCAAGUGUAUCAACAGAGAUUGACAGAGACUAGAAGUCAGAUCAAUGCCACCUUGAGUAGGCUGAAACUGAUGGAAAAGAAGUUUCAGAAGACAGAUAGUUGGUUAACAUCCAUCGAGGGUAAAGUAAAUAUUAGAACGGGACGUCAGUCUGAUAGAGCAACCAAAGAGAUACAGCUACAACAAAUGAAGAAAUGGCAUGAAGAAGUUAUGGUUUACAAAGAUGAGGUAGAGGAAGUGGGAACGCUGGCCCAGCAGGUGUUAGAGGAAGGCCGAAGUAGCAGCCGAAUAGGAAGUUUUGCAACCAUGCUCACGUCUCGCUAUCAGGCUGUCAUCCUACACAUAUUGGAACAAAUUAAUUUACUUGAGGAGGAGAUUAGGAGCAGUGACGAAUAUGACGCAGCCAUUAAGGUUUACACAGACUGGAGCGAUGAAGCACAAAAGAAUUUCAAAAAUCUCACUGCCAACAUAAGUUUAGGAGAUAAAACAACUAUGGAAAAGAAAAUGAAAAAGAUUGAAUUUCUACUAAGAGAUAUGGAUAUGGGUCAUAACUUGCUCAAAUCAGCUCGUGAAACAGGGGAACGGGUUCUCAAGUAUUUGGAAGGGUCUGAGGCUGAGCAACUGCAGAAGGAGAUAAGUGAUCAUGUGGAGAGUCUAGAAAACCUAACAAGCUCAAUAAGAAAGGAGCACACAGCCUUAGAAAAAAGGAUUCAUCUGGCAAAAGAAUUCUCAGACAAGUACAAGAUUCAAGCUCAGUGGGUCAUAGAAUACCAAGCCAUUCUGCAGACCCAAGUGGAACCCAAAACCGAGCUGUACGAAAAGAAGGCUCAAUUAGCUAAAUACAAGUCAGUACAACAGGCUGUAUUUACACGUGAGCCCUCCAUAAAACUGGUCAUUGAAAAAGGUGAAGCAUUGCUGGCUAUGACUCAGGAUGUGACUGCUGGAGAGAAAAUACAUAAAAUACAAAGAGACUAUCAGGAACUCUGCAACUUGGCUAAGGCUAAUGUUGGAAAUCUGGAAGAAAAAGUUAAGGAACACGAGGACUAUAAUUCAGAGCUUCAAGAUGUAGAGAAAUGGCUGCUACAAAUGUCCAGUAGACUUGUAACUCCUGACUUGAUGGGACAUAACAAUCUGGAAACAAUAACUCAGCAGCUGGCAAGUCACAAGUCAAUGAUGGAAGAUAUUGCUGCGUUUGAAGAGCGUUUGAACAGCCUCAAAACUAAGGGUGAAAACCUAGUUCUUCACCUUGCUGAGCAUCUGCAGGCAAAAUGUAAACAGAAUGUACAAGCUCACCUGCAAGGGACUAGAGACAGCUAUUCUGCCAUUUGCAGCACUGUACAACGUGUGUACUUAAGUUUGGAAAAUGAGCUGCAAAAGCAUGUAAGUCAUCAGGAUACAUUAUUACAGUGUCAGGCUUGGUUUGCCUCGGUACAACCAGAGAUACAGCCAACCUUUAAAGCUCCUACUAGCCAGGCAGAGGCAACAAAACAGGUGAAGCAUUACAGAACAAUGCAGGAGCAAGCUAAUACUUAUCUGGAUCUCCUCUGCACUACAUGUGAUUUAACAGACACUGCUGUGAAGAACGUAGCCAUAGACAUCCAGCAUACAAAGCAGACCAUUGAGCAGAGGAUGAUGCGAGCACAGGAUCUAGCUAGCGGCUGGGAAGAAGUUAAACAAAUAAAGGCGGAACUUCAAACAUAUUUCCAAGAGGCAAAUCAGCAUCUACAAAACAUGAAGAGGAGACGAGCUGAGUUAGAGAUCAAGCUUGCGCAGAAUAUGGUUUCACAGGUUAAGGAGUUUAGUCAGAUACUGCAAUCAAAGCAAAACACCAUUACCACCUUCACAGAAAAAGUGAACAAGCUGACACAUGGUCAGGAGUCACCAGAGCAUGCAGAAAUUGGACAACUAAGUAACCGGUGGCUGGAUUUCUGCUUUCAAACGAACAAUGUGCUUCUUCAGAGGGAGGAGGAUCUUCAAAGAACACGGGAUUACCAUGACCGCUUGAAUAUUGUAGAUGUAUUUCUUGAGAAGCUUAACACAGAAUGGGAUAACUUAGCCAGAUCUGACACUGAAAGCACAGCUGCACAUCUUGAGGCCUUGAAGACAUUGUCCUCCAUUUUGCAGGAGCGGAGGUUUGCUCUUGAGGAUCUUAAGGAACAAAAGCAAAAGCUUUUUGAACACUUAAAUGUGGAUGACAAAGAAUUAGUUAAGGAGCAGACAAAACAUUUUGAGCAGCGUUGGACACAGCUAGAGGAACUGGUGAAAAAUAAAAUUGUGACUUGUGUCACCACCUUAGAGGAGCUAAGCUUAGUUAAUUUUAGGUUACAGGAGUUGACAGAGUGGGCUGAAGAUCAGCAACCUACAAUCUCUGAGGCUUUAAAACAAAGUCCUCCACCAGAACUUGCACAGAACUUGCUUAUGGAUCACCUUGCUAUUUGUAGUGAAGUUGAGGCUAAGCAGGGUCUCCUAAAAAGUUUGCUAAAGGAUGCUGACAGAAUUAUGGGUAAUCUAGGGCUCAAUGAAAGACAACAACUUCAAAAGAUGCUUUCAGAUUCACAGAGGCAUGUGGAAUGCCUCAGUGAUUUGGUUAUCCAAAGGAAAAAACACCUGAAUAAGGCCUUGUCUGAAAGGACUCAGUUCCUCAUGGAGGCAUAUCAGGCAUUAAACCAAAUUCACCAGCUAGAAAAGAAAAUUAUGUUUCUUGAGUACAUAUCUUUGUUUCCAGAAGACGUGAGCAAACAGAUUAGAAGCUGUAAAAAUACCCAAGCCAGUUUGAAGGCCUUUCACAGUGACAUAAAUAUAUUGUGGAGUCAAGGCAGGGAGUUAAUGAAAGAUGCAACUGAGCAAGAAAAAAAUGAGGUUUUAGCUAAGCUACAAGAACUUCAAAAUGUUUAUGAGGGUGCUUUGCAGAAAUGUGGCCAAAGACUAAUUGAACUUGAAAAGAGUUAUGUUUCUAGAAAAUACUUUAAAGAAGAUUUAGACAAAGUUUGCCAUUGGAUAAAACAGGCCGAUGUUUUAACAUUUCCAGAAAUUAAUUUAAUGAAUGAUGAUUCAGAUCUUCAUUUGCAGUUAUCCAAAUACCAACAAAUUCUUGAACAAGCACCUGAAUAUGAAAAUCUUCUCCUUUCACUGCAAAGAAAUGGCCAAGAGAUCUUGCCAUCACUUAAUGAAGUAGAUCAUUCCUACCUGGAUGAGAAGUUGAAUGUUUUGCCUCAGCAAUUUAAUUACAUUAUAGCUCUAGCCAAAGAAAAACUUUCCAAGGCCCAGGAAGCCAUCUUUAUCCGUAAAGAAUAUGCCUCCGUGAUAGACCUGACAAGCAAGGCCCUAAAAGAAUUGGAAGACCACUUUUUACUCAUGAACAAAGUCCCUCCUAAUCUUUUAACUGAAGAAGCUGUGUCACUUCAGCAAGAGUAUACUUCUCUUCUUAAUGAAGUAAUUAGGCUUGGCACAGCUGUUAAUGAACUUAAUCAGAAAAAGGAAAUUUUCCGAAGCACAGGACAACCUUGGUUACCAGAUGAAAUGCUACAUCUUGUUUGUCAUUAUUAUAAACUGAAAAGACUUUUAGAACAGAAAGUCAGAUAUCUAGGGGACACAGUGGAUGCUUAUCGGAAGCAUAAAGACCUUUGUUUAAAACUGAAUAUAAAAUUAGAGACUUUGAAUAAAGAGUUGGAUCAAGUUAAUAAAGAAACACUUCCAGCAGAAGAGAAGCUUAAAAGCUAUCGUACUUUGGCAGCCAAUCUUAGACAUGCAGGAACUCUUCAUAGACAAGUCACUGAACAUUUAGAAGAAAUGUCUUCUCUAGUUGAGCCUACUGCCUAUGAGACAGCAGAUCUUCAAAUUCAACAAUGGAAAGAACAAUUAAAAUCCUGGAAUACUAUAAUGAGGGAGAGGAUGGGAGAGUGUGAAAGCAGGUUAGUACAGAGUAUUGACUGUCAAGUUGAAAUCCAGCGUACUCUUGAGUGGUUGAGACAAAUGAAAGUGAAAUUGAAUGAACCCUUAAAUGUGGAUGGGAAGCUUGAAAGCAUCCAGGAGGAGAUCAGGAAAUUACAGCUUCAGCAAGAAGAAGUUGUCUCAAGCUUAAGGAUAAUGAGUGCGUUAAGCUUCAGGGAGAAACAGAAGUAUCUGAAAGCAAAAGAGUUGGUUCCUUCUGAGCUGGAGAACAGCCUUGCUGAAUUCACCAAACUUGAUGGAGAAAUUCAGGAAUCCAUUAAUGCAAAACAGACCACUCUGGACAAGAUAUAUGCUACGUGUCACAGAUACCAUCAGUUGGUACAGUCUGCCAGUGACUGGAUUAAAGAUGCUCAAGAAUUACUACAGCAGACUGACAAUGGUGUAGAUGUGGAAAUGGUUGAAGAAAACGUAAGAAGCAUUAAAGGGUUUCUCAGCACAGACAACAAAUUCAUUGGACUUCUAGAUGAGCUCCGUGUGAUUUUACCUGAAAUGGAACUAUUUAUUCAGUCAUCUCUACACGAUCAGUUUCAACAGGUUGUGGCAUCUUUAGAGAAGAAGGGUAGAGAAGGAAAGGAACAAGCACAGGCUCAGCUAGAUCUCCUAGAGAGAUGUGGUGUACAGUGGCAUGCAUACCAAGAGGAAAGGCACAACGUAAUAAUGUCUUUGAAUGAAGCUGAAAAGAAGUUAUCUACAUUUUCUUUGGGUAAAGAUACUUCCUUUCACAAAGCAGAAGAAAAGCUUUUCUCACACAGGUCUCUUGUGUCCUUGGUGAAUUCAUUUCAUGAGAAAAUCACAUCACUUGAAGAAAUGGCCUCUGCAAUGGAGAAACUAGGGAAUAAUUCGACCAAAGCGGCCAUAAGCAAAUCAAUGACAACCGUAUGGCAGCGAUGGACCAGGCUUCGUAGCAUAGCUCGCGAACAGGAAAAGAUCAUGGAGGAGUCGGUGCACGAAUGGAAAGAACUGGACAACAAGAUCCAGAAAUCCACAUUAACCAUUGAUCAACUCCAGGAACGUCUACCUGAAAGCUUAACUGAGAAGGCAUCAAAGGUCGAUUUAAUGGAGCUUUUAGAGACACAUGACACGUUUAGUCGAGAACUGGAGCAGGAACUAUCUGCACUUUCUGUGCUAAGGCAGCAGGCUCUGAACGGCGUGCUACGAGAUAUUCAAACAGAUACUGCUUCAACAGAGGACCUACCAGUGAUGCAAGAAAUUAAAGCAAUGCAGGACAGAUGUUCCAACAUGCAGCAAAAAGUGAAGAAAAGUAAGAAAAUUGUAGAACAGGAGAUGAAAGAGCGAGAGGAAGUGGAGAAAGAGCUAAAUGCGGUGAAGACUUGGAUAAAGGAAACAAAGGACAAUGUGUUAAAUCCUUCGUCAGAAAGGGACGUGCAACUGGAAGAGCUACAGAUUGUCAAUGAAGAGUUAUCAGCUCAUCGACACAAAGUGGAAAAGUUGUCAGAAGACCAGCAGAAUAAGUACUUAGCAAUGUAUACAAUUCUGCCUGCAGAGCUAUCAUUGUUGUUAGCUGAAGUGGCAUUAGCUCUGGGAACAAUUCAUGAAGAGAUUCAAACAAAACAAAAGGAAGCACAGGAAAACCAAACAAUGCAUCAAGAGUUUACUCAACAGAUUAAAGAAAUGGAAGAACAGCUCAAGUCAAUAUUAGCAAAACUACAGGAGAAGACCAGUAAUAUAGACCGAGCUAAAAAAGACCAUAGGAUGCUAUGUGAACAACUGGACAAUAGCAAUAUACGACUGGUUGAACUGGAUGCUGCUGUACAAGAUUUUGCUGAGCAGAGUAACUUACUGGCUAAAACACUUUUUGAUAAAAUAGGGAAACUGACAGAACUUCAGCAGCAAGCCAGCAAACAGGCAGAAUACAGAGCGGGAAAGCUAAAGCAGGCUUCUGUACACUUGGAGGAGUAUACUGAGAUGUUGGAAUUUAUAACAAAAUGGAUAGAAAAGGCAAAAAUAUUAGUGCAUGGGCACAUUUUGUGGAACUCGGCAACCCAGCUCCGUGACCAGGCAGUUGCUCAUCAGGCUUUAUUGGAGGAAUCAAGAGAAAUUCACAGUGACUUGGAAGCAAUGAAUGAAAAGAUAGAAUAUUUGUCAAGUGUGUAUUAUAUAAAUGGAAUGUCUCAGCAAGUGUCAGAACUGGGGCGGCAAACUGAAGAGCUGCAACAUGCAAUAAGGCAACGUCUGCAGAGUCUCCAGGAUGCAACUAAGGAUAUGGAGAAGUUUGAAACGGAAGUAAGAGCAUUGCAAGUUGCUUUGGAACAGGCCCAAACUACUCUAACUUCUCCAGAGCUUGGACAUUUGAGUUUAAAAGAGCAGUUGUUACACAGACAGCAUCUUUUAUCAAAAUUGGAGUCUCUAAAGCCAAAGGUUCACAGGGUGCAGCGGUGCCAGAGUGCCUUACGUAUCCCGGAAGAAGUGGUAACAAGCCUGCCUAUUUGCCACACUGCACUCAGGCUACAAGAGGAAACCAGUCGCCUCCAGCACUCAGCCAUACAACAGUGUAACAUUAUGCAGGAAGCUGUUGUACAGUAUGAGCAAUACGAGCAGGAGAUGAAGCACUUACAGCAACUCAUUGAGGAUGCGCACCGUGAGCUACAAGAUGCAAAAGUUUCAACCAAUAACAUUCAGGAGCUGCAGAGGCAGAUCUCACGGCAUGAGGAGCUGGCUAAAAAAAUCAAAGGUUACCAGGAGCAGAUAGCGUCGCUGAAUUCCAAGUGCAAGAUGUUAACAAUGAAAGCUAAACAUGCAACAAUGCUUCUCACUGUCACUGAAGUGGAAGGACUCUCAGAGGGAAUGGAGGAACUAAAUGCUGAACUCCUCCCUACGCACUCAGCCCAUCCGUCUGUUGUUAUGAUGACUGCUGGUCGCUGUCAUACUCUUCUGUCACCUGUCACUGAGGAGUCAGGGGAGGAGGGAACCAACAGUGAGAUUUCCUCCCCGCCGGCUUGUCGUUCUCCUUCACCUGUGGCUAAUACAGAUGCUUCUGUUAACCAGGACAUUGCUUAUUACCAAGCAUUAUCUGCUGAACAAUUGCAGACAGAAGCUGCAAAGAUCCAGCCAAGCACAUCUUCCCACCAAGAGAUCUAUGAACCAAGCCUGGAAUCUGCAGCCAAUGCCAAACUGGAUGACCUUCAACGUUCAUGGGAAACGCUAAAGAAUGUGAUUAGUGAAAAACAGCGCUCCUUAUAUGAAGCGCUAGAGCGACAGCAAAGAUACCAAGACUGUCUCCAGUCUGUUUCCACAAAAAUGGAGGCCAUAGAAGUAAUACUGAACGAAAGUUUGGAGCCCAACAAGACCCCAGAGAGUCAGAUGGCUGAACACCAGGCGUUGAUGGACGAGAUUUUAAUGUUGCAGGAAGAGAUCAGCAAGUUGCAGGUGUCCUUUUCAGAUGAACUGGUGUCAGAAUCUCUGGACUCUGAUGCUGCUGACCAGUUAGCUUUGCAGUCAACACUCACUGUCUUAGCAGAGAGAAUGUCCACCAUAAAAAUGAAAGCCUCGGGGAAACGGCAACUCCUGGAGGAGAAACUAAAUGAACAGUUGGAAGAGCAGCGCCACGAGCAGGCUUUGCAGAGAUACCGCAGUGAAGCUGAUGAACUUGAUGAUUGGCUUUUGCAAACCAGAGCCACGUUGGAAAGAGUUUUACUUGCUUUUGAAGAGCCAAUGGACAUGGAAGCACAACUUAUUGAUUGCCAGAACAUGUUGUUGGAAAUUGAGCAAAAGGUGGUAGCUUUGUCAGAGCUCUCGGUUCACAGUGAAAACUUGCUCAUGGAAGGAAAGACUCAUACCAAGGAUGAGGCCGAGCAGCUGUCUAUGAAGCUAAGAACUUUGAAAGGAAGUCUUUUGGAACUGCAGAGGGUUCUCCAAGACAAGCAGAUCAGUAUCCAGGCUACACUAGCAUGGGGAGAGAUGAAAGCCCACAAGAAAGCAGAACAUGGAAAUUUUCAUGAGAACGAGGAGUCUGAGUUAGAACUGUCAUCUUCACAAAGUCCCAGUGUACAGGAAUGGCUGGCGCAAGCACGGACAACUCGUACCCUCCAGAAGCAAAACAGCCUACAAAGGCAAAAGGAACUGGAACAAGAGCUUGCGGAGCAAAAGAAGUUACUGCAAUCAGUUGCUAGUCGUGGAGGAGAAAUCAUAAACCAGCAGACAGUUACUGAUGGCCAACACCUUUAUGAACGUCCAGAUGCCUUAUCUCAAGAGCUUGGAUUGGAAGGUUUGCGAACAACGCCAGAAAGUCAAAUGAAAAUGAAGUGGGAAAGUCUGCAUCAAGAGCUAAGCACCAAGGAGAAAUUAGUACAGAAUGCUUUACAGCAGGAACAAGAGCAACCAAUAUACAAUGAAACAAGCCAACUAAUAUCCGGAGUGCCUUUUUACAAAGGAGAUAAGCAAGUCCAAGAUAAAGCAUCUCUAACAAAUAUCUUGGAUGGAUUGAACCAAGCUUUGGAAAAUGCUUCUUCUCAGAAUGUAGGCUUAGACAAGAAGAGUCUCCCAUUGGAGAAAAAACUGUAUGAUGCAGUCUCAGCAACAUCUACUUGGCUAGAUGAUGUGGAGGAAAGACUUUUUGCAGCAACCCCCCUACAAACAGAAGAGACACAGACCUGCCUUGACAAUCAAGAGAAUUUGGCAAAAGACAUAAAGGAUAUGUCGGAGGAAAUGGACAAGAACAAGAGCCUUUUCUUCCAAACCUUUUCCACCAGUGGAAAACGCCAAGAGCUAAUAGAGGAUACGCUAUAUUGUCUAAUGGGAAGGCUAAACUCUUUGGAGUUAGUUGUAAAUAACCGGUGCCAUCAAAUGAAGGAAAGACUGCAGGAACUUCUGACCUUCCAGAAUGAUUUAAAAAUGGUGUUUACAUCAUUAGCGGAGAACAAAUAUGCAACUCUGCACAAGUUAGCCGAAGCUGUUGAGCGUCCGGCAAAAGAGCAAAUACAGGCAAUUCUGCAAGCAGAGGACAGUCUAAAAGAACUGGAUUUGGAAAUUGUAGAACUGAGGAGGCGUGGAGACAAGUUACAGGUGGACCAAUCAUCAAUGCAAGAACUUUCAAAACUCCAGGAUAUGUAUGAUGAGCUGAUGAUGAUUAUUAACUCAAGACGCAGUGGUUUGAAUCAGAAUCUAGCUCUCAAGAAUCAGUAUGAACGGGCACUGCAGGACUUGUCUGAUUUAAUUGAAACAGGACUAGAGAAGAUGUCAGGAGGAAGGAAAUGCAUGGUUUCUUCCAAAAAUGAGGUUCAGAUACUACUAGAUAAACAUAAGGAAUAUUUCCAAGGCCUGGAAUGUCACAUGAUACUUACUGAAACACUGUUUAGGAAGAUUAGCAGUUUUACACUUCCAAGAGAAGAAAACCACCAUAGUGAUCUAAUGUCAAAGGCGUCCGCAGUGCUGAAACAGGCUCACAAGAGAGGCGUGGAGCUGGAAUAUAUUCUUGAGACUUGGAUGUUUUUGGAAAUGGAGUAUCGAGAAUUAAGCAGACAACUGGAAUCUGUUGAGAGCAACAUACCUGUGGUUGGACUGGUGGAAGAAUCGGAAGAUAGACUUACAGAGAGGAUUACACUGUAUCAGUGCUUUAAAUCAAGAUUAACAGAGCACCAGCCCAGACUCUACCAGGUUUUGGAAGAUGGCAAAAAACUCCUGAUGUCGGUCAGCUGCUCAGAAUUGGAAGGACACUUGAGUCAGCUUGGAGAGCAGUGGCUGAACAAUACAAAUAAAGUUACUAAGGAGAUGAGUAGACUGGAGAACAUACUCAAACUGUGGACACGGUAUAAGAAUGAAUCUGCAGAACUUGUUCAUUGGUUGCGAUCUGCAAUGGACCGACUUGAUUUCUGGACUCAGCAAUCUGUAACUGUCCCUCAAGAGUUAGAGACAGUCCGUGACCACCUUAAUGCUUUCCUGGAGUUCUCUAAAGAGGUUGAUGCAAAAUCAUCACUGAAGUCUUCAGUACUAAGCACUGGAAAUCAGCUGCUUCGUCUAAAAAAAGUGGACACUGCUGCACUCCGUUCGGAGCUGGCAAAAGUUGAUAACCAAUGGACAGAUCUCUUGACGCACAUCCCUGUGGUACAAGAGAAACUGCAUCAGCUGCAAAUGGACAAAUUGCCUUCACGCCAUGCAAUUACAGAACUAAUGACCUGGAUCUCUCUGAUGGAAAAUGUAAUUAAAGAGGAUGAAGAAAAUAUACGGAAUGUAGUUGGAUGUGAAGUUAUUCAAGAAUUUCUUCUAAAAUACAAGGGAUUUAAGAUUGAUGUAAACUGCAAGCAACUGACUGUUGACUUUGUGAACCAAUCAGUGCUGCAGAUAAGCAGCCAGGACGUGGAAAGUAAGAGAAGCGACAAAACUGAUUUUGCAGAGAAACUUGGAGCCAUGAACAGACGCUGGCAAAUCCUACAGGGUCUGAUAACAGAGAAGAUCCAGCUGUUGGAAGGAUUGCUAGAAUCUUGGACUGACUAUGGGAACAACGUCAAAAGCCUGAAAUCCUGGUUUGAGAGACAAGAGAAGAAGCUGCAGAAACAUCAAAAUAUAGGUGAUCGGGCAUCGGUUCAGAAUAGCUUAAAGGAUUGCCAGGAACUUGAAGAAUUAUUAAGGGCAAAGGAAAAAGAUAUAGAGAAGGUUGAACAGAGUGGUCUAGCUUUAAUCCAAAAUAAAAAAGAAAAGGUUACAGCUACAGUCAUGGAUACCCUCAGAGAACUCAGUCAUACCUGGGCAAAUUUGGACCACAUGGUUGGACAACUAAAGAUAUUGUUAAAGUCUGUACUUGAUCAGUGGACCGUUUACAAAAUGGUUUAUGAAGAGCUAAACAGCUACCUAAUGGAAGCCAAAUAUUCUAUGUCUCGUUUCCGGCUGUUGACUGGAUCCAUGGAAGCCGUCAAAGUCCAAGUAGACAACCUUCAGAGUCUGCAGGAAGAGUUGGAGAAACAAGAUAGUGGUCUAGAUAAAUUUACAUCUGUCACUGAUCAGUUGAUGAAACAAAGUAAACCAGCAGUGAAGGAGACACUCAGUGGCACUUUGAAGGACGUUAAUACAAGGUGGAAUAAUUUAAUGGAGGAGAUAGCACAACAGUUGCAUUCUAGUAAGGCACUGCUCCAACUAUGGCAACAAUAUAAAGAUUUCUGUAGCCAGUGCUUUUCCACGGUCCAGCAACACGAAGAUCGGGCUAGUGAAUUACUGAAGACCGCAACCAAUAAAGACUUAGGAGAUGAUGAAAUUAAUUCCUGGAUACAUGAAUGCAGCGUUCUUCUGAAAAGUUUAAGUGCUACUAAAAACUCAUUGAUUGUUCUUAAUGAGUUGGGAGAACAACUCAAGCAACAGGUGGACUCAUCUGCAGCAGCAACCAUCCUAGCGGAUCACUUGUCUCUGAAUCAGCGCUUGUCAGUGCUGGAGCAAACUCUGCAGAGGCAACAAGCUAUUCUCCAGGCUGGAGUUGUAGAUUACGAGACAUUUGUGAAAAGCCUUGAAGGUCUUGAGACAUGGAUUGUAGAAGCAGAAGAGGUAUUAAAUGGACAGGAUCCAAACCGCUCAUCAGACCUUUCUACAAUUCAGGACAGGAUGGAAGAACUUAAAGGGCAAAUGCUGAAGUUCAGUAGCAUGGUUUCAGACUUAGAUCGGCUCAAUGAGCUGGGUUAUAGACUGCCCCUGAAUGACAAGGAAAUCAAACGCAUGCAGAACUUGAACAGGCGCUGGACUAUGGUCUCAUCACAAACUACGGAACGGUUCAGCAAACUGCAGUCAUUUUUACUGCAACACCAGACUUUCUUAGAGAAAUGUGAGACAUGGAUGGAGUUUCUGAUUCAGACGGAGCAGAAGUUGGCUGUAGAAAUUUCAGGAAACUUCCAGAGUUUGUUAGAACAGCAAAGAGCUCACGAGUUAUUUCAAGCAGAAAUGUUCAGCCGCCAGCAGAUUUUGCAUUCAAUAAUCGUCGAUGGGCAGCGCCUUCUUGAACAAGGACAAGUGGAUGACAGGGAUGAGUUUAACCUGAAACUGAACCUGCUCAGUAAUCAAUGGCAAGGUGUGAUCCGUCGAGCUCAGCAACGGAAAGGAAUUAUUGACAGCCAGAUACGUCAGUGGCAGCGCUACAGGGAGAUGGCUGAGAAGUUACGCAAGUGGUUGGUAGAGAUGUCCUAUCAGCCUGUGAUUGGUCUUGGGGAUAUUCCUAUUCCUUUGCAGCAAGCCAGGGCUCUUCUUGAUGAAAUCCAGCUAAAAGACAGAGUUCUUCACAGGCAACAAGGAAGCUACAUUCUAACUGUGGAAGCUGGAAAGCAACUGCUCCUUUCUGCUGACAGCGGGGCAGAGGCGGCCUUGCAGGCAGAACUCAUUGAAAUACAAGAGAGGUGGAAGUCAACCACAGUGAGGUUGGAGGAACAGAAGAAACAACUUGCUUUCUUACUUAAAGACUGGGAAAAAUGUGAUAAGGGGAUAGCAGAAUCGUUGGAAAAACUAAGGACUUUCAGGAAAAAUCUUUCUCAGCCUAUCCCGGACCAUCAUGAUGAGCUUCAUGCCGAACAGAUUCGUUGCAAGGAACUAGAAAAUGCAGUUGAUGGGUGGGUUGAGGACCUGGCUCAUUUGACUGUUCUGAAGAAGACUUUCUCACCAUAUAUCAAUGCAGAUGACAUCUCCAUACUUAAUGAGCGCAUUGAGCUCUUGCAACGACAAUGGGAGGAGCUUUGUCAUCAGGUAUCAUUGAGACAGCAGCAAGUCAGUGAGAGGCUUAAUGAGUGGGCUAUAUUCAACGAGAAGAACAAGGAACUGUGUGAAUGGCUCACGCAGAUGGAGAGCAAAGUCUCACAGAAUGCAGACAUCAGCAUUGAAGAGAUGAUUGAAAAACUUAAAAAGGAUUAUCAGGAUGAAAUCGCAGUAGCCCGUGUAAACAAGAUGCAGCUCCAGCAAAUGGGAGAGAGGCUUGCCAAGGUCAGCCAUGAAAACAAGGCUUCGGAGAUCGAGUACAAACUUGGCAAAGUGAAUGACAGAUGGCAACAUCUGCUGGAUCUUAUUGGAGCAAGAGUGAAGAAACUUAAGGAGACGUUGGUUGCAGUGCAACAGCUGGACAAGAACAUGAGCAGUCUAAGAUCAUGGCUGGUCCACAUAGAAUCUGAGCUGUCCAAGCCUAUCGUGUAUGAAACCAGCGAUUCCGAGGAGAUACAAAGGAAACUAAAUGAGCAGCAGGAGCUGCAAAGAGACAUCGAAAAGCACAGUACUGGAGUAGCAUCUGUCCUAAAUCUAUGUGAAGUUCUUCUACAUGACUGUGACGCAUGCGCCACCGACACGGAGUGUGAAUCCAUUCAGCAGGCUACACGAAGCCUUGAUCGGAGAUGGAGAAACAUCUGUGCGAUGUCUAUGGAAAGGAGACUGAAAAUUGAAGAAACAUGGAGGCUGUGGCAGAAGUUCUUUGAUGACUUCUCAAGAUUUGAAGAUUGGCUUCAGAAUUCUGAAAGGACAGCUGCCUUCCCCAGUUCGUCUGGUGUGCUAUAUACGGUGGCCAAAGAGGAGCUGAAGAAAUUUGAGGCCUUCCAAAGACAAGUACAUGAAAGCUUAACUCAGCUAGAAUUAAUCAACAAACAAUAUCGCCGCCUGGCUCGAGAAAACCGAACUGAUUCUGCUUGCAGGUUGAAGCAGAUGGUCCAUGAAGGAAACCAACGAUGGGAUAACUUACAGAAGAGAGUUUCUUCUAUCCUGAGGAGGUUGAAGCAUUUCAUUAGCCAACGGGAAGAAUUUGAGACAGCUCGAGAUAGUAUAUUGGUGUGGCUAACAGAGAUGGACCUUCAGCUGACAAAUAUUGAACACUUCUCUGAAUGUGAUGUACAAGCAAAAAUAAAACAACUCAAGGCUUUCCAGCAGGAGAUCUCCUUAAAUAACAAUAAAAUUGAUCAAAUAAUUGCACAAGGGGAACAAUUAAUAGAUAAGAGUGAACCCAUGGAUGCAGCUGUCAUUGAAGAAGAAUUGGAUGAGCUCAGGAGAUACUGUCUUGAAGUCUUUGGUCGUGUUGAACGUUAUCACAAGAGGCUGAUUCGUCUUCCUCUGACCGAUGAUGAGCUUGACUCUGAUCGAGAUGGCGAUAUAGAUGAAGCAACCGAUAUGUCUGACAUUCCCUGGCACACAAAGACCACUGGGGGAAUUAUAUCACCUUUACCAUCUUCCAGCCACUCAGUGUCACUAAUACCUCCUUUGAAAGGUGAUAGAUCAGGUCGUGAUACUCCAGCAAGUGUGGACUCCAUUCCAUUGGAAUGGGAUCAUGACUAUGAUCUUAGUCGAGACCUUGAGACAGCUGUUUCUCAAGUACUGCACUCAGAUGGAGAAGAAGAUCAACAAGAGAAAAAUUACUUCCUUCAUGGAGCAGCUGCUAUAGCUGAUGUAGAGAUUCCUGAAAGUCCAGAAGCCUAUGUAAAACUUACUGAAAAAAUUCUGAAAAACAUGUCUGUGGAAUCAGGUUUGGAAACGCAGAUUCGACAACUAGACAAAGCCCUCGACACCAGCCGAUUCCAUUUGCAGCAAACAGAACAUGUUAUACGCAGCAGAACGCCAACUGGCCCUGAGUUAGACUCAAGUUACAUGGGUUAUAUGAAGCUUCUUGGAGAGUGCCGAGGGAGCAUAGAUACAGUGAAGAGGGUGAGUGGGAAACUGAAAGAGGAAGAGGAGAAACUUUCGGGAUUUAUUAAUUUGAAUGGCACAGAAACACAAUCAUCUGGUGUUAUUGAGAGGUGGGAGUUAAUCCAAGCGCAAGUCCGUAACAAGGAACACCGAAUGAAGCAAAAACUUCAGCAAUGGCAACAGUUUAUCUCAGACCUCAAUAACAUCUGGGAUUGGCUGGGUGACACUGAAGAAGAGCUCGAACAACUUCACCAGUUAGAAGUUAGCACAGAUAUCCAAACUAUUGAACAAAGAAUCAAAAAACUAAAGGAGCUCCAGAAGGCUGUUGAUAGUCGCAAAGCUAUAGUCCUCUCCAUUAACCUCUGUAGCUCAGAGUUUACUCAGCCUGAUACAGCAGAAAGCAAGGAACUUCAGGAGCGCUUGAGUCAAAUGAACAUGAGGUGGGACCGUGUGGGCAACACUUUAGAUCAGUGGCGUUGUACUCUCCAGGAUGCUUUGAUGCAGUGUCAGGACUUCCAUGAAAUGAGCCAUGGGCUUCUGCUUUGGUUGGAAAAUAUAGACAGAAGAAAGAACGAGAUUCUUCCACUCAAUCCAAACCUUGACUCUGACACCCUGCAAGACCACCACAAACUUUUGACGCAAAUCAAGCGUGAAUUGCUAGAGUCCCAACUGAAAGUGGCAUCUCUGCAAGACAUGUCAUGCCAGCUCCUAGUUAAUGCAGAGGGCAAGGAUUCUCUAGAAGCCAAGGAAAAAGUUCAUGUAAUUGGAAACAGACUCAAGGUGCUGUUGAAGGAAGUCACUCGUCAUAUCAAAGAACUAGAAAAAAUGUUAGACAUCUCAAGUAAUCAACUGGAAUUAACGUCAUGGUCUUCAGCAGAUGAUCUAGACACUUCUGGAUCCCUAAGCCCUUUGUCCGGCAGAAGCACACCUAGCAGACAGAGAACGCCACGGGGCAAAUGUAGUCUCUCACAGCCUGGACCCUCUGUCAACAAUCCACCUAGCAGGUCCAAAGAAGUUGGUUCAGGUUCCUCCCGUUCUGAGGACCAUCUGACUCAGCGUCAUGAAUCCUUUUUCCUACGCGUUUUACGAGCUGCUCUACCACUCCAGCUUCUUCUGCUGCUGUUGAUUGGUCUUGCUUGCCUUGUACCAAUGACUGAAGAAGACUACAGUUGUACUCUUGCCAAUAACUUUGCCAGGUCCUUUCACCCAAUGCUGAGAUACACCAAUGGACCACCUCCUAUAUAGGCGUCCCUCUUUAUUAAACUUUGCCUUUGGAGACAGACACUGAAACUUGGGCUGUUGUCAGCUUUCUAUUGCACUCAUUGUGGCAGCUUUAUUUACCUGAACUAACCCUUGCAAAUAUAAUAUUACUAAAGCCACGACGAUACUGAUAACUAUACAGAUUAUUUAUGUUAUCAAAUGACGCAUUUUCAAGGGUGGAAUUCUUUGUACUACACUGUUUUGAACUUUUACUGAAAACUAUGCAUAGCCAAAAUGAUUUUGUCAUCAUAUUGACGAUCAAAACUCUAACAAGCCGUUAACUUAUCCACACUGAGAGUGUUAUCAGUAUUUGAGAAGAUUCCGCAAGGAAAUGGUAAUAUUUUAGAUGCUUGUAAUAUAACAUUUUAAAGAGCUUAAUAUGGCAAAAUAUUUUUUUACUUUUCCUCAGUGUUUUUUUUUUUUAAGUCAGGUUUAUGUUGAGGCAAUGAGGGAAGCAUGAGCUAAGUAACCUCAGCUUUAAAAUUUGAAGAUGUAAAAAUAAGAGGCACUUUUUAAAAAAAUCUAUGAAACUGGAUGUAAGAAAUGAAAUAAAGAAAAUGUUCUGAAGGAAAAAAAUGAUCAAAUGUUAAAAUAGAACAUAUUAUUUAUGUAUGUACAGUUUGCUAAGCCAAGUUUUGUUUGUAUUAAUUUCUUGCAAUUAUACAUAUUAUAAAAUA